Theobroma umbraticum is the source of this 1628-nucleotide messenger RNA. Its product is annotated as Sec14p-like phosphatidylinositol transfer family protein. Lineage: Eukaryota; Viridiplantae; Streptophyta; Magnoliopsida; Malvales; Malvaceae. The record is from RefSeq and is a predicted model, not a curated record.
AGCCUCUCAAGAAGACAUUUGAGGUACGCAUUUCACUUUUUCCCUUCCCCUCUGAUCUCUCAUAUCAUAUGUUAUUCAACGCCAGUCAAAUGUGCUCAGCUAUCUUUCUUUUUUGGCUAAAAUCUUCUCCUUUCCAGGUAAACGCGUGAAUUCUGUCUGUGUUUUCUCAUCAUUAGUGGCUGUACAUAGAUAUGUAUUACUGCCUACAGCUGAUCUGCUCUUUUGCUUAAUCUAAUUGCUAUGCUAUCUCCCUGCUCUAUGUCCUUUGCUUUCUUACAUGCAUCUUUUUUUUAAGUUGCAAUGUGAGCUUAAUGGGGACUCUGAUCCUAACUUUUUCAACAAAUGCUUCAUCUCUCCUCCUCUUGUUUUACUGUUACCAGUAAUUGGGGUCUUGGCUCUUCUUUUUCUGAAUUCCAUUGUCCCAUCAAAUGUAACUGCAUCAAGUAUCCUAUCAAUAGCGUUUCAUCAGAAGUAGGAAGCUAGGCAGAAUGUUCAUCAAGGCUAUCGAGCUGAAACAUUGGUGCGCUUUCUAAAAGCAAGAGAGUGGAGUGUUGCCAAAGCUCAUAAAAUGUUGGUGGACAGCUUGCUGUGGAGGGUGCAGAAUGACAUUGACAAUAUAUUAACAAAACCCAUAGUUCCUGCCGAACUUUACAGAGCAGUGCGUGAUUCACAGCUCAUAGGAAUGUCUGGCUACUCAAGAGAGGGGCUCCCGGUCGUUGCUAUUGGUGUGGGACUUAGCACAUUUGAUAAAGCAUCUGUUCACUACUAUGUGCAGUCACAUAUUCAAAUCAAUGAAUAUCGAGAUUGUGUAAUUCUGCCUUCUGCAUCAAAGAAACAUGGGCGACCCAUAACCACCUGUAUAAAAGUAUUAGAUAUGACUGGCCUGAAGCUUUCAGCACUGAGCCAAAUAAAGUUAUUGACAAUCAUCUCGACUAUCGAUGACUUGAACUACCCGGAGAAGACAAAUACAUAUUAUAUUGUAAAUGCUCCAUAUAUUUUCUCUGCUUGUUGGAAGGUUGUCAAGCCCCUUUUACAAGAGAGGACAAGGAAAAAAAUUCAAGUGUUGCCAGGUUGUGGGCGAGAUGAGCUGUUGAAGAUUAUGGAUUUCGCAUCACUGCCACAUUUCUGUAGAAAAGAAGGGUCUGGGUCAUCUCGCCAUUCAGAAAAUGAAAACUGCUUUUCGUUGGAUCAUGCUUUCCAUCAACAGCUCUACAACUACAUAAAGCAGCAGUCCUUGGUCACUGAACCCGCUCAACCCAUCAAACAGGGAUCUUUUCAUGUGGAUCUGCCUGAGCCCGCUGCAGAGGGAACAGAGAUUGCUAAAACACUAGAGUCUGAGUUGCCCAAGUUUGAGAAUGGGAAUGGGUUGUCCCGGUCGAUUAGUGGCAUCAAAAUCAAUGAUGAUUGAGACUUUUGAUUCCCAAUCAGGAUGUGGUUUAAUUCUACCAUUCCGGUAAUAGGAUAUAAUUGAAAGUAAGAGCAGCAGCUCACAUCAUCUUUAGGUGAGUCUGUGAGGAAAAAAGUUAGUACGAUGUAUGUGGUGUUAGGAAUACUAUUGUAUUAUUUAAUUUCACGGUUUUUAGUCAAAGAUGACUCGAACAGAAAAAUCUAUUUCAGCCUUGCUCAAA